AUGGAGAUGAUUUCCGACGAGUAUGGUCCGAGUUGUCACCCGCAUCAGUAUAUACCUACCAAGGUACAAAUAUAUAUAUCCCGACUUCUAGACCGCUUGCCUUCUCAAGAAAAAUCGCACAAACCAUCACAGUGUAUCAACAUUCCUGCUCCAGCACACGUGCAAAAAGAGACAAUUGACAAAUUUCUAGACACAUGGGGAAACAGCAAAGCGCAAGACACCAUAAACCUCUGGUCUGACGAUUUUGAGCAGCGAUUGCUCCCAUUUUCGCUACAGCAGCCAGUACGACGGCGAGAGCAUGCCGAAUUCUUCUAUCCGAAGCUCGUCAAUAAUUUGGCAAACUGGAAGGUGGGCAUCAAGCACAUAGUCCACGACGCGGACAAGAGCACGGCCGCUGUGUAUGCGACGUCCUCUGCAGAUACGCCUAUUCCAGAGGAAAAAUGGACGAAUGAAUUCUCUAUUUUUAUGACACUGACGGAAGAUGGGUUGAAGGUUAAGAAGUUGGAGGAGAUGGUGGACUCGGCAUUCUAUCAGCGUUUCUUCCCUAUUUUCCAGAAGUGGCUGAUCGAAUCGGGGGCUCUUCAGUAG
Molecule: messenger RNA, 588 nt
Organism: Talaromyces stipitatus ATCC 10500
Lineage: Eukaryota; Fungi; Ascomycota; Eurotiomycetes; Eurotiales; Trichocomaceae
Exons: 3
Coding region: 1-588 (195 amino acids)
Source: RefSeq, a predicted model, not a curated record